GAAAAAGUGAAACUAGCAGUUCACAGUAUCAACUAGUAGAAAAACGCUGCAACGCAACGCAGUCGCAACUGGACACAGAACAGGAGACAGGAUAUAAAGCUUUGAUUGUGCAGGAAAACACCACAUUCAACUCAAGUACCUAGAGUCUCAUGGAGUUCAAUACAUAUAGGCCUAACCUCAACCUAUCAGGUGCCAUGGAACUAAACACCACUACCUUUAAUGGGAGUACCUGGGGUGCCAAGGAGGUCAUCCCUGUGGUGGUCCUGGGCCUGUGUGCCGUGGUGGGUCUGCCCAGCAACAUUGCAGUGAUCAUCGCCAUCGUCCGCAACAUCAUAGGACAGAACAUGAGCUUCACCUUGAAGCUCAUGCUUAGCCUUUCUGUGUGUGACACACUGUCCCUGUUGACGAUUCCCGUUUGGAUCUAUGCACUGCUCAAGGGCUGGUCUCUUGGUGACUGGUGGUGUAAGCUGUUCAGCUAUCUAGUUUACUGGAGCCUGUAUGCCAGUGUGCUCAUCGUUACCUCCAUGAGCGUGCACCAUCACAACAUAAUGAAAGCAAAAAGGCCCAACCGGCAGCUGAUGGAGCGGCUACAGAGACGGCGUAAGCAUGUUUGGCUCGCUGCCCUCUGGGUCGUAGCAGGCCUUCUUGCCUUGCCUAUCAUCCCAACACGUGGUGUCGUUGCUAAAAUUGGUGGUCUGAGAUGUCAAAAGGUAGAUGGAAAGUGGCAGAAAGUGUCUGUCCUUCUGUACGAAGUUCUGUUUGGCUUCGCCAUCCCGUUCUCUGUCCUGGUAACUUCCUAUCUGUGCCUAUACAAGAAAGUGCCCAAGGCCAACCUCUUAAGUAAACAGAGGAUGACCAGACUUGUAGUUAGCAUUGUGGUGGUCUUUUUUUUAUUUUGGAUGCCAACACAUAUUAUCAACAUUGUGGAUAUUGUCGCCAUAUUGACUAAAAACUCUAACCAUGAUAAGUACAAGCAGGCAAAACAUGUACGGAGGAUGGCAGGGGAUUUUGCCAAGACUCUUUCUUACAUGAACUGUUGUUUGGACCCAUUCCUCUAUGCCUUUGCCUCAAGGUCCUUCUUAGCACGGCUGAGACGCAGUACCAAAAGAGAACGCGUGCAGUCUUCCUCGCAACAGGCCACACAGGACAAAACCUCUAAAGCAGAGUCCAUCAUGGAAACACAGACCUAACUACUUUUUCAUGUUGGAUAUGGGAUAUUUUCAUGUACUCACAUACUCUGCAAAAACUGUAUGUCUGACUAGUGUUAUUAAUCUUAUAUUAAAGUAAAAAAAUCUAGUUAUUGUUUUUAUUACAAAGACACUUCCCUAGCGCUUACUCGUAAAAUCAUUUGACUUAAUUUAAUAACAGUUUCAUCAUCAAAACAAGCAAAUUUGGCUGCCAGCGCAUUAAGGAAAUUUGUCUUGACACCUUAAAAUAAAUCAAAUUUUUAUCAAAGAGAGAGAACUG
Alosa sapidissima (American shad) is the source of this 1467-nucleotide messenger RNA. Its product is annotated as leukotriene B4 receptor 1-like. The record is from RefSeq and is a predicted model, not a curated record. Gene Ontology annotation, cellular component: membrane. Gene Ontology annotation, molecular function: G protein-coupled receptor activity. Gene Ontology annotation, biological process: G protein-coupled receptor signaling pathway; immune response. The coding region runs from base 150 to 1190 and encodes 346 amino acids. Lineage: Eukaryota; Metazoa; Chordata; Actinopteri; Clupeiformes; Clupeidae. The transcript is spliced from 4 exons.